AAUGGGCGUUGAUAGUUGCAGAAUUUAGUAAUGAAAUAAAAAGGUGAAUUGAAUUGAAUUAAAUUAGAAAAAGGCAUAGAUGCCCUCUAUCCUUCAUCAAAAUGCGCACCUCCAUUCCCGCCGGCGAAGCCGAGCGCCGACUGCGGGAUGCUGAGCAGCGGCUGAAGGAGGCCAUCGAGGACCUGCAGCGCCGCCAGCGGGGCCCAUCUCCGGACCUCCACCCUCCCUGCGAUCACGCCGACGAGUCCUGCAUCGCCCACGCCGUCGGCAACCUCUGCCAGACCUUCCUCCUCUCCUACGGUAUUCGCGCCGGCAUCGGGAUUCUCCUCCGCGCCUUCAAGCUCGCUCGGCUCAAGUCCUAUUCCUCUCUCCUUGAUAUCAAGCAACUUGUAUCGGAGAAAGACCUUAUAGUGAGAGAAGAAGCAUGUCGAAUUGGAUUGCUUUUUGGGGGAUUCACUGGCUCCUACCAUGCUUUGAGGUGUUUACUCAGAAAAAUGAGAAAAAAAGAGACGCCAGUUAAUGCUAUUUUAGCAGGUGCAGUCUCUGGCUUGUCUAUUCUAGCAUUAGAUGAUUCUAGCAGAAGGCGCACACUUGCUUUAUAUCUGUUGGCUAGGCUUGCUCAGUGUGCCUAUAACUCGGCUAAAUCUAAAAACAAAUUCCACUUGUGGGGAAGUCAUUGGAACCAUGGAGAUACUCUACUCUUUGCAAUAGCUUGCGCGCAGGUUAUGUACUCCUUUGUUAUGCGCCCUGAGAGCUUGCCGAAAUCAUAUCAAGAUUUCAUUCAGAAAACAGGCCCCGUUGCUGCUCCAGUCUACAAGGCUGUAAGGGAGUGCUGUAGAGGAUCUCCCGUAGAUGUUGGUUCACUAGCUGCUUACCUGUCUGGCAGGAUAUCCAGUGAUGUGAAGUUGGAUAAAUUUCCUGAACUUAUUCCCUGUUCAGUCAUUCAUCCUGAUACAAAAUCAUGCCUGGUUCACAAUGCAAAUGCUGUGAAGGCUACUUUCAGAAAGAUAUUCCCCUUGUAUUUCUCUUUGACAUUUGUCCCAUAUGUUGUUCUGCGCUUGCAAAAGUUCAUGGAUGCUCCAGUUCGUACAUGUCGUACUGCCGUUACAAAUGCUGUUCGUUCAACUUCUUUCUUGUCAGCUUUUGUUGGUAUCUUUCAGGGAGUAAUAUGUUUGCAUAGAAAAGUGGCAUUGAAGGACCACAAGCUAGUUUAUUGGCUUGCUGGAGGACUAUCUGCCCUCUCUGUGUUAUUGGAGAAGAAAGCUAGACGUGGGGAACUAGCCUUGUAUGUUCUUCCAAGAGCUGGAGAAUCUUUUUGGUACAUUUUGGUGAAUCGCCGUUUGCUGCCAGAUAUCAAGAAUGCUGAGGUGGCUUUGUUCUGCGUGUGUAUGGGUGGAAUAAUGUAUUAUCUGGAGCAAGAACCAGAUACGAUGGCUCCUUUCCUGAGGGGCCUGAUUCGUCGAUUCCUUGCCAGCAGAAUUAGCAGUCUCGGGCCUCCAGCAGGCCGAAGCGCGUCUUACUCAUAUCUACAAACUCUGGAUGCCAUGAAAAAGCCAGAUGCGCUUGACAACCAAGAGAAUGGAACUACAUCUUCUGAAAAGUACAAUCUUGAAUCAAUUCCUGGACUCUAGGCUUCUAUUUGCUCGCUGCUGAGGAGGAGAUAACUAUUCCUUGAUGGAAUUCAACAUCGAAUUCAUUUAAUUCAUAUUUGUUUUUUGGGCAACCCAAGAAGAUGGAUGGUUAUUUUGGUCCUGACACCUGUGAAAAAUUAUUAGUUUGGUUGGUCUGCUUGAUUUAUGGAUUUGAAUUUUCACGAGAUUGAUAUUCUCAAGUGAAAUUGGAAGGGAAUUUCAGGAUGCGUAUGUGCCAUGUAAAUAAAUGUAACACCUAUAUCUUGUUACCUUUAAAUGCAUAGUUAAGAGUAGAUUUUAGAA
Molecule: messenger RNA, 1934 nt
Organism: Salvia splendens (bonfire salvia)
Lineage: Eukaryota; Viridiplantae; Streptophyta; Magnoliopsida; Lamiales; Lamiaceae
Exons: 8
Coding region: 102-1631 (509 amino acids)
Source: RefSeq, a predicted model, not a curated record